GGAACCUUGCGCUUCCCCGGUGGACUGUCCGAAGUCCGCGCUAUGGAAGAGGAGAAAUAUUUGCCUGAGCUGAUGGCAGAGAAAGAUAGCCUGGAUCCAUCUUUUGUGCAUGCAUCGCGCCUUUUGGCGGAAGAAAUUGAAAAAUUUCAAGGUUCUGAUGGAAAAAAGGAAGAUGAAGAAAAGAAAUAUCUUGAUGUCAUCAGCAACAAGAACAUAAAGCUCUCAGAAAGGGUAUUGAUUCCUGUGAAACAAUAUCCAAAGUUCAAUUUUGUGGGGAAAUUGCUUGGACCAAGGGGAAACUCCUUGAAGAGGCUACAGGAAGAAACGGGUGCUAAAAUGUCUAUCCUGGGCAAAGGAUCGAUGAGAGACAAAGCAAAGGAAGAAGAACUAAGGAAGAGUGGGGAAGCCAAAUAUGCCCACUUGAGUGAUGAACUUCAUGUAUUAAUUGAAGUGUUUGCUCCACCUGGGGAAGCUUAUUCACGUAUGAGUCAUGCGCUGGAAGAGAUUAAAAAAUUCCUGGUUCCCGACUAUAAUGAUGAAAUCCGUCAGGAACAACUACGUGAAUUAUCUUACUUAAAUGGCUCAGAAGACUCUGGUCGUGGCAGAGGUAUUAGAGGCAGAGGGAUCAGAAUAGCCCCCACAACGCCUUCAAGGGGUCGUGGGGGUGCCAUUCCUCCUCCCCCGCCACCUGGACGAGGUGUUCUCACUCCCCGAGGGACCACUGUGACGCGUGGAGCUCUUCCAGUGCCCCCUGUAGCGAGAGGCGUCCCUGCCCCGCGAGCCCGGGGAGCACCAGCGGUGCCAGGAUACAGGGCGCCCCCUCCUCCAGCGCACGAGGCUUACGAAGAAUAUGGGUAUGAUGAUGGCUUCGGUGGUGACUAUGACGACCAGACCUAUGAGACAUAUGACAACAGCUAUGCCACCCAAACGCAAAGUGUGCCUGAAUACUAUGACUACGGUCAUGGAGUAAGUGAGGAUGCCUAUGACAGCUACGCACCAGAAGAAUGGGCCACGACCCGCUCCAGCCUGAAGGCACCACCGCCAAGGUCAGCCAGAGGGGGAUACAGGGAGCACCCCUAUGGUAGAUAUUGA
This is a messenger RNA of Pteronotus mesoamericanus, 1092 nucleotides long. It is a transcript of the gene KHDRBS2, whose product is annotated as KH RNA binding domain containing, signal transduction associated 2. NCBI's taxonomy places the organism in Eukaryota, Metazoa, Chordata, Mammalia, Chiroptera, Mormoopidae. Gene Ontology annotation, cellular component: nucleus. Gene Ontology annotation, molecular function: mRNA binding; poly(A) binding. The transcript has 9 exons. The record is from RefSeq and is a predicted model, not a curated record. The coding region runs from base 43 to 1092 and encodes 349 amino acids. Gene Ontology annotation, biological process: regulation of alternative mRNA splicing, via spliceosome.